Molecule: messenger RNA, 1891 nt
Organism: Enhydra lutris kenyoni (northern sea otter)
Lineage: Eukaryota; Metazoa; Chordata; Mammalia; Carnivora; Mustelidae
Product: cyclin dependent kinase like 3
Exons: 13
Coding region: 2-1891 (629 amino acids)
Biological process (GO): positive regulation of dendrite morphogenesis; dendrite extension; protein phosphorylation
Cellular component (GO): nucleus
Molecular function (GO): ATP binding; cyclin-dependent protein serine/threonine kinase activity
Source: RefSeq, a predicted model, not a curated record
AAUGGAGAUGUAUGAAACCCUCGGAAAAGUGGGAGAGGGAAGUUAUGGAACAGUCAUGAAGUGUAAACAUAAGGAUACUGGGCAGAUAGUGGCCAUUAAGAUAUUUUAUGAAAAACCGGAAAAAUCUGUCAACAAAAUUGCAACGAGAGAAAUAAAGUUUUUAAAGCAAUUUCAUCAUGAAAACCUGGUCAAUCUGAUUGAAGUUUUUAGGCAGAAAAAGAAAAUUCAUUUGGUGUUUGAAUUUAUUGACCACACGGUAUUAGAUGAGCUACAACAUUAUUGUCACGGACUAGAGAGUAAACGACUUAGAAAAUACCUCUUCCAGAUCCUUCGAGCAAUUGAAUAUCUUCACAAUAAUAACGAAGUUGUCAGAACUAGAUAUCCCGAUUUGGGAAUCUUCCUCUUAGAUAUUACAGUUGAAGAAAUCAUUCAUCGUGAUAUAAAACCUGAGAAUAUUUUAGUAUCCCAGUCAGGAAUUACUAAACUCUGUGAUUUUGGUUUUGCGCGAACUCUAGCAGCUCCUGGGGACGUUUAUACGGAUUACGUGGCCACACGCUGGUAUAGAGCUCCAGAAUUGGUAUUAAAAGAUACCUCUUAUGGAAAACCUGUAGAUAUCUGGGCUUUGGGUUGUAUGAUCAUUGAGAUGGCCACUGGAAACCCCUAUCUUCCUAGCUGCUCUGAUUUGGAUUUACUUCAUAAAAUUGUUUUAAAAGUAGGCAACUUGACACCUCACUUACAGAAUAUCUUUUCCAAGAGUCCCAUUUUUGCUGGGCUGGUCCUUCCUCAAGUUCAACACCCCAAAAAUGCAAGGAAAAAAUACCCAAAGUUAAAUGGAUUGUUGGCAGAUAUAGUUCAUGCUUGUUUACAAAUUGAUCCUGCUGAAAGGACAUCAUCUACUGAUCUUUUGCAUCAUGAGUACUUUACUAGAGAUGGAUUUAUUGAAAAAUUCAUACCAGAACUGAGAGCUAAAUUACUACAAGAAGCAAAAGUCAAUUCAUUCAUAAAGCUAAAAGAGAAUUCUAAAGAAAGUGACCUUAUGAAAGAUGAAAGAAAAACAACAUAUACUAAAUCACUGCUUGGUACUCCAGUUUUGGGAAAGGAAAUAGAAAAAGAGAAAAAGCCCAGGGAGAUCAAAGUCAGAGUUAUUAAAGUCAAAGGAGGAAAAGGAGAUAUCUUAGAACCAAACAAGACAGAGUGUGAAGGUGGACGUUGUCAACAGGAUGCUGUUGAAAAUGCUCAUGCUAUGUCUCAAGAUACAAAACCUGUCAUCAAUGAACCACUAAAUGCUGUCAAUCCCAGCACUAAUUCUAAUGGCAUGAAAGAUGAUCCACACGCUGGAGGUAGUAUGAUGAUGCCACCCAUCAAUCUAAUGAGCAAUAAUUUGUUGGCUUCAAAUCCCAAUUCAAAUCUUUCCCAUCCCAAUUCAAGGUUGACUGAACGAGCAAAAAAGAGACGUACUUCUUCACAAUCUAUUGGACAGUUUAUGCCUAACAGCAAACAAGAGGAUACAGGUCCCACUCAAAACCAAAUGGAGAAGAGUGUAUUUAAUGAGCGAACAGGUCCAAAUGACCAAAUGGCAAAUGGAAACAAAAGAAAGCUGAAUUUUUCCAGAUCUGACAGGAAGGAAUUCCAUUUCCCAGAACUACCUUUCACGGUACAGCCCAAGGAGGUGAAAGGAAUGGAAGUUAAACAGAUAAAAGUGCUGAAGAGGGAAUCAAAGAAAACAGAUUCAUCUAAAAUACCAACUUUACUUAAUGUGGAUGAAAAUCAAGAAAAACAUGAGUUUUUACUCUCAUCCUUACACAAUUGGGCUUUGGUGGAAUUGGAGUUCCUGGUCUUCAAAAGGGGCCCAUUCUUGCUAGAGGCCACAGCAAGAGUGCUACUGAACUAA